This is a messenger RNA of Daphnia pulicaria, 2172 nucleotides long. RefSeq names its product TBC1 domain family member 19-like. The transcript has 13 exons. NCBI's taxonomy places the organism in Eukaryota, Metazoa, Arthropoda, Branchiopoda, Diplostraca, Daphniidae. The record is from RefSeq and is a predicted model, not a curated record. The coding region runs from base 350 to 2005 and encodes 551 amino acids.
UCGUCCAUCCGCCGUCUAUAUCCGUCUAUUCGUGGUGUCGUCCACCCCCCCCCUCUCUUCCACACGAUCUCUUCCCGCUCCCCCCUUUGUUGGCCUCUCCCGAAUUUCGGCCAUUGCUUAGCAACAUUACGGGGGGAUUGCGACUGUAUAGCCUAUGGAGAGAAACGGACGACGGAUGUUUGAUCGAUCGAAUGAGGGAAGGCCAUAUUGGGUCACAGUUGGGGAGUUGUUUUAACUCGCUCUCCUAACCAGCCAGGUUUCACUGCCAGGCUGAAAUUCGAUUGACGUUUCUCAUUCGGCACAACAAACGGCAAAGACAAAAAAAGUGGAGAAAAAGGGGAAUCGAAAAAUGUCUCCGACCAGUUCGGCAGCAUCCGGCGAGGUGUCGAUCCAGGAACAGGUGGCAGCGUGCAUGGAAGAAUUGCAAAUCCUGGGCACACUAGAAAAAGUCAUCGCUGCCUCCGAGCACAUUUGUAUUGCCACUCCGCUGGGCACUGGGGACUUCCUGGCCGACUUACGGCACGCAUUCCGGCUCAAUGGCAUCGAAACGUGCAUCAAGAACGCACUUGUGUUGUCCCGGCGACGCAAAAACAUGAAGGACGAGCAGGAGCAACUGACCUAUAUGAGGAAAGCUCAAACCCACUUCGAGCGUCGUGUCAGCAAGGCCCUCUUGAAUCUCCAAACGGAUUUGAAACUCUCCCUGCUUCGUCAACGUUCCUCAUCAGAAGCUCAAGAACUAUCAUCAAAAUGGGAUGAGCUCAGCACUUACGAUCAAGACGUCGGCUCCAUCCGUAAUCUCUACUCGACCCAGGACUUGUACGAGGCGGUGGUGGCUCUGCGGGAUCCCGAUUACUCCAUUAACCGGUUGGAGGAGAAAUGGAGCGCGGUCAAAAUUCCAUUAAACGUCCCGACGUUUGAAGAGUUGCAAGAGCUCUUUUCAGACAUGUGCACGAGUGUUGACCCGCUUUUGGGGCUCGGCUCAUCUUUGGUACUGCAGGGCAAUUCAAACGUGACCUUACUCAAUCACCGGAUCACUCUCGGAACAAAAGUGGUGGCCGAGAAUGACAUCCUCCUGUCGGAGGAGUUCGUCAAGGGUGGGUGUCCAUCUCAUCUGCGAAAAGGGCUCUGGAAGCAGGUCCUUCUGUCACACGUUGGCGAAAAAGAGAAGACCUACUUUCAGGCCAAAAAGCACGCCGUCAUCCAAACGGAGUACUUGACAGACAAAAUUAUAAUGAAGGACAUUCAGCUAACGGCGUCGAGAGACGAGCAUUACUUUGUAUUCGAAGAUCUCAUCUACCAGGUGUCGCUCUGCUUUUCACGAGACCCUUACGUCUGCCUCCAAUUGUGCUCGAAAUUCGGGUCGAGAGCGCAGACAACGUCCCGCUUCGCUCAUGCACCCGACAUUUCUUCUUCGGCGAGCGGCGGCAGCAGUGGAACUGGCGGCAGAGCCGACGGCGACGCUAUCGGUGGUCAAUCCUCCGUGACGACGUCCGCUUUCCCGCCGUCCAGUUGCAUCCCUUUCUACGGCUGGGCCAUGUACGUGGCUCCACUGUGCUAUGUCUACGAAGAGGCCGAAGACAUUUACUACACGCUGCGCGCCAUGUACGUCAAGUAUUGGUCGAGAUUACAUCGAUUAUCGUCGCACGGCCAGGGUAUUGUCGCCCUGUCUGUUCUAUUUGAACGACUCAUCCAACAGCAGGAACCCGAGCUCUGGAUUCAUUGUCUCAACAACAACAUUGAGCCGUUGAGAAUCGCAAUGCCUUGGAUGGUUCAGGCUUUCAGCGGCUUCCUCAUUCCGGAACAGUUGCUCUUCCUGUGGGAUCUCAUUCUAGGCUUCGAUUCGAUGCUUCUGCUACCGCUGCUGGCCGCCAGCAUCUUCAGCUUGCGCCGUGAAAACUUGCACCGCAUCUUGUCGCACGACUCGGCCGAGACCAUCUUUUCGGAUUUGUCCACCAUCCAAGUGGUGCCUCUUCUUCAGAUGGCACUCACACAGCAGACCGGAUAAAAUAACAAGGAUCACAAAGAAAAAAAAAGAACUGCGUCAUCGUCAGUUCAUUCAAAUUUCUGGUUCUAUUAUUUGUACCAUGUAGAAAUGCCGAAUAAAAACACGCACAAUGCUUUCUCAAAAUAACUGUAGCGGAAUGCCAUUGCCGAAAACUAGAUUUCGUCGGC